GCAAUUUACUUCCUCUUUCGAUUUCGUCGUUCUAAAUGGACCAGCCAAGUUACACUUAUCACGCUGUUGAUGUUGAAGAAGUCACUUUGGGAGAGAAGGAAAACGCUAGAAUGGUUCAAUCUAGGAAUAUAUGUGAAUAUUUUAAAAAGCCGCUAAGAAUGAUCUCUUAUUUGUUCGUACCCAUAUGGGACUUCAUCAUGUUCUUAAAACGGCCAUUCACCUCCUCGAGCAAACAAUUGUCAGACCGAGAAACAUAUGUCACCCAACUAGAACAUCGCCUCGCACAUUUGCAAAACGUUCAAGACGAACUACGUAGAGCGACUUUAGAGAAAGAAGACCUACAGACACGACUGAGCGCUGUUAUGUCAUCAAAACUACGUGACAACAAUCCGAACAUCGCCGAUCUCAGUGACCAGUUCAGGCCUACAAAACUGGCAGAGAUGUUCAGUGAACUGUACGACAACCAGUGGACCACCGCAUACUCGACCGUGAAUAGAAUAAUGUAUGGAGCGGAAAGAGAAACCAUUGAUUUCCUACUGGACAUGUUCAUGAUUACAAACGUGUUUUGUUAUGCGGAGAUAGAGGAUUCUUGGCAGUAUUUGACAAGAUGGUUCCUUGUAGAGGAGGACAAGAAUGAUGCGAUUUUGACGAAACCACUGAAAGAUCGCAGAAAGCGAGGAAUCCUGAAACACGUCAAUUAUUGUCCACAGCAAAUUGAGCAGAUCGUUGCGUCUAUUGGCGCCGAUGAUCGAGUGAGCCAUCUGUUGAGUAAUGAUGACGUUAAAGCUUACCUGUUAGAGUGCGCACGACUCUGUCUGCUGAUGGCGGCAUCUGACCCGCCUGUCUUUGUGGAGUGCCCGGGGAGGCCGGACCUUGGUCUUGAGGAACGCGUGCUUGACGUCAAACAACGAAAGUCGUCCCAUGGUAUUUCCGCUCGCCAGACCGGAAGGAAUACGAACGGUCAGAAACGUACCAGUGGUGCCCGGAUUCAGUUUAACAAAGCCAUCUUCAAGGAGUACACGACGCGUGGAGCAUUCCUGGAGUAUGUCGUCUGGCCGGUCAUGUACGUCAAUAAAGGCGGGAACAUGUUGUCAAGGGGCGUGGCUCAGGGUACUGGGGAGAAAACUCCGCCCCUAGAGAAUGGGCCGUGGAUUUGGUGGAAAUAGUCUGGUGAAUAUGUUAUAUAUAAUAUGCUCAUUCAUCGGGGAACAGAUAAAUAUAAUCAAAAUGACCCGUUCACAAAUAGACCAAUCGGAAAAUUUCCUGGCUAAAGUUCUUGUCAGGUUUCUACAAAAGCUGAUGUCUAUAAAUCAGCGUUCAUUAUACAACGAACGUUGAGUUAUUUUGUACAAAGAGUUUUGCAAAUGUUAAUUAUAAAUUAAAAUUUUGACAAUUAUGAAUCGAUUGUAAUGCAAAACGAUUGAGCGAUGUAGAGUAUAUGUUGCCAAAACUGUUUACAACAAUUAUUCAGAUAAUGUUAAAACAUUUCAUAUUUUUAUAAUGUGAAAUGUUGGCUGCAUAAAAUAAAGCACCUAACUGGUAGAAGAGAAUGUAUUUUGCGGACAUUUAGAGCUGAAGUAAUAUAUGUAUUAUUACGAUUUUAGUAUUAUAGAUAUAUUAUCAUGUUGUAUCAACUAUAUAAUUACCAUGUAAAAAUUGUCUCGGACGAGUCUUUUUAAUGGCAUUUGGAUUAUGUGCUGACCUAAGGCCAGGUUACGUUUCCACACAAAUAUUAACAAAAAUAUCAACUACUAAUAUACUUAAGAUAUUCACCGAGAACAAUUAUAUUGUACAUUUGUGAAAAUAAAAAUGUAUAACCAA
Molecule: messenger RNA, 1821 nt
Organism: Dreissena polymorpha
Lineage: Eukaryota; Metazoa; Mollusca; Bivalvia; Myida; Dreissenidae
Exons: 8
Coding region: 36-1166 (376 amino acids)
Source: RefSeq, a predicted model, not a curated record